Molecule: messenger RNA, 1768 nt
Organism: Gastrolobium bilobum
Lineage: Eukaryota; Viridiplantae; Streptophyta; Magnoliopsida; Fabales; Fabaceae
Exons: 15
Coding region: 1-1563 (520 amino acids)
Molecular function (GO): protein binding
Source: RefSeq, a predicted model, not a curated record
AUGAAUGAGAGCAAUCUUGGCUACAGUGAAACAAUAAUUGCUACAGUAAUGAACAGUGCUGCUACAGUAAUGAACAGUACUGCUACGGGUGUUCUGUGGGCUGGCUCAGAAUCUUGUUCUGAACCUAGUGGUGGCCUUGGUUUCGUGGUUGGAGGUUUUGUUUCUUUGCUUACUAUGACUUUAAAGUACUACAAUGAUCUAUUUGUAUUUGACCUCGAUCAAUUUAAGUGGCAAGAAAUAAAGCCUAAGCCUGGAGCAAUGUGGCCAACUGCGCGUAGUGGUUUUCAAUUAUUUGUUUACCAAGAUGAAAUUUUUUUGUAUGGUGGCUAUUCAAAAGAAGUUUCAUCUGAUAAGAGUGUCUCUGAGAAAGGAAUUGUUCAUUCAGACAUGUGGUCCCUUGACCCUAAGACUUGGGAAUGGAACAAGGUUAAGAAAAGUGGAAUGCCUCCUGGGCCUCGUGCUGGGUUUUCCAUGUGUGUUCAUAAGAGGAGGGCUCUGCUAUUUGGCGGUGUUGUGGAUAUAGAAGUUGAAGGUGAUGUAAUGAUGAGCUUAUUCUUGAAUGAGCUUUAUGGCUUUCAGUUAGACAACAAUCGCUGGUAUCCUCUGGAGUUGAGAAAGGAGAAAUCAACAAAAGAUAAGUUAAAAAAGAAUGAACAAAAUUUUACUGAUGAUAUCGAAAAGAUAAAUCCAGAGUGUGCAGCAACAGAAGAAACUGAGGAUUCAGAAUUUGAAGAAAGCAACAUUGAUGAUAUAUCCCAGAAUAUUGCAUCAAAUGUGACCAUUGUUGAUAGUGAAACACUUAUCAAAUCUGAAGGAAAGCCUAAGGAAUCUGGUUCUAAAUUGGACAUUCAGAGUUCUUCUUUGCCUGAGGUAGUGAAGCCCUGUGGACGUAUUAAUUCCUGCAUGGCCAUUGGAAGAGAUACAUUAUAUAUAUAUGGUGGCAUGAUGGAGAUUAAAGAUCAAGAAAUCACUCUUGACGACUUGUAUUCUCUGAACCUUAGCAAACUGGAUGAAUGGAAGUGCAUUAUACCGGCAUCAGAGUCUGAAUGGGUGGAAGCAUCAGAGGAGGAUGAUGAUGAUGAAGAAGAAAAUGAAGAUGAUGAUGAAGAUGAAUCCGAUGGCGAUAGAACAAGUGAAGAGAAUGAAGACGAUGAGGAAGAGGAGGAGGAGGUUCAGAAUGCAUCAGAUCAGGUAGGAGAUGCUGUUGCUUUAAUCAAGGGAGGGGGAAGGAAUCUGCGGAGGAAAGAAAGGAGGUCACGGAUAGAGCAAAUCAGAGCAAGCCUUGGCUUGUCAGAUUCACAGAGAACACCAUUGCCAGGAGAGUCGUUGAGGGAUUUCUAUAAGCGAACAAAUUUGUAUUGGCAAAUGGCAGCCCAUGAACAUACUCAACACACUGGAAAAGAACUUCGCAAGGAUGGUUUUGAUCUUGCUGAAGCUCGGUAUAGGGAGCUUAAACCUAUUCUUGACGAGCUGGCUCUAUUAGAAGCUGAGCAGAAAGCUGAAGAGGAUGAGGGGCCUGAAACUAGUGCAAAGAAAAGAGGCAAGAAGAAAACUAGAAAUUGAUAAUUUAUUUAGUACGAGGCUUGGGUGCCAUCGAGAAUGUAAUUUGCAAUUUUGGCCGAGUUUGAUGUCAUUAUAUGGGGAGGUUAUGCUAAGAGUUUUAUGCCGUUAAUGUGCACGUAUGAUCAUGUUACAUGUAAUCAUUGGAAAAAUGCAUACACAAAAAAUCACUGCUACGCUCUCAAAAACAAAAACAAAAAUUCACAGC